CAUUGGCUGUCAUAAUUUAUUCAAAGAGCCCGUUUGCAGCACUAUAAAACGGCAGACUUGCAAAGUGUCACAAAACAAGACUUCUUUUACCUGUGAGUUUUGCUAGGAGCGCAUUUCGUGUUUGGUUUAGCGCGAACAUAUUCUUCCAAGGUCCCAGAAAUGUGAAAUGUUUGCUAUGACGUCAUGAACCUCAGUGGCGGCCAACCUGAAAUUAGUCUACGAUUGCGUGAUGCACUCUUUUAUAAAAGACAGUAACAUAUGACAUGGGAGAUGUACAGAUGUUUUAGGACAUUGGUUAGUUGAUGUGACAGAGGAUGGAAGAUUUGUGUCAAAACCUGAGCAGCAUUGAUCGUGCUGAAGACAGCGGCGUGUUCAUGUCUGGGUCGACCACUGACACGCUGAGCAGUCUCAGCAGCCCGCCGGAGUGUGAAUCAUAUGACAGCCGGGAGAGAUUAGCAACCAACCCCUUAAAGACUGUCACUGCAGAAAUGUCACUGAUAGAUCACGACAAGAUGAAGCUGGAUGCAAAUCUCGGUCAUAAUGGAGGAGGACACCUGAAUAUUAUAUCAGAAAUGGAAGAGGACAAUUCCCACGGCGAGGAAAAAAAUGAUGGAGGCAAAUUAUAUUCUGUGAUUUACAUGGGUUAUGCUGAGCUGGACAGAAGAUACACACAAACUGUCAUGCCUUGGGUAAUGGCAGAGGUGAAGAGAAGAAAACAAUUUCAAGAAGUUAAUCUCGAAGUGACUAAAACCACUCUACGUGGAAUCACAAAAAACACAACACAACCUGAAAUUGUGUUUGACCACAGACUUCACAGCCUUUCCCGAUUUGCCCGGAUGUUUAGUGAUCGUAGCUGCUUUGGUUACUUGACUCGGCAACAGUUGCACAAUAAUUUUCAGUGCCAUGUUUUUAUUGCUGAAGAAGAAGAUAUGGUGCCCGACCUUUUCCAGGCUAUCCGUGAUGCCACGCAGGAGGCGAGCAGUAAGAGGCCAGGGAUUGGUACGCUCUGGGAUGAUAUGGCGGAGGACCAAUGUACUGCCAAGGCCUUCUAUGAGGUGCUCUAUAUAGGACGUGUCAUUGUCCAUGGUGAAAAAAUAACGUCGCAUUACGUUGAUGACCUAGCCGAAAAGUUUGAAUCCAAAGAACCUGACUUACAGAACAAUACAGUGGUUGAAGAAGCAGAGAAACGUAAUCGGCAUGCCAGUGGUGCAAGCGUUAAAAGUCUGCCUGCGAACUUAGAAGGCAGUGUGACAGUGACAGAAAAUGACUUGGGCAGACAACACGAGAAGCUUGGUUAUGGGGACGGGAGUGUGGACAGCAGUGCAGAUGACAUACUGGGCAGUGGUCAGAUUGGAGGGAGUUCCACAGAGAUUUUGGACGGUUCAGGCAGUGUUCACAGCAAUGAUGCCUCUGCGUCCUGCCCGAGUCAGGAUAGCAUAGACGGGCCGUCCUCCACCCCACGCCUCUCUCAGCCCUGUACGGAUGUCAGCAACCUCCCCACGCAAGGAAAUGGAACUCACGUCCAGUUGCCAGUGUACAGCAAGGCAGACAGGAACAGGACGAUGCUAUUCAGGCUGGGUCAAAACGAGAUCACGCUGAUCAGCCCUGACCUGAAGUCAUCCAUGCUGGAGCGCAAGUUCAAGGACAUCCCAUCAGUCUCUCAGGGCAGUAAGAAGAAGGAUGUGUUUGGGUUUAUCACCAGGGAGGCUCACCAUGUGUUUGUCUGCCACCUCCUCAAGUGCCAUUCCAAAGAUCUGGUGGACGAUGUAAUGACUGCCCUCCGUGUGGCCUUUACUUCAGCCUAUGAACACAACAAGCUACAAAUCUGUACCAUGUGCCCCUUACAUCAGCUCCACAAACUGUGCCUGGAGAUAGAAGGACUCUCUCCACAAAAUGCCUAUGAGCUGGUCAUAAAGAGAAUACAACAGUUACCAGAGAAAGACACAACAGAAAUCAUGGCCAAAUACAAGUUAGAAAACCCUCAGACAUUCAGUGAUAUGGUCGAAGUUCUCAUGAUCCAGCUGAGGAAGUUGUGUGAGCUGAAACAGAAGGAGCACACCCAUAUUUCGGACAGUAACCGCUACCCGUGGAGACAUGAGUUCAACAUUAUGGAUAUAAAGUUGUCCAGCAAGUCUAAGUUUGACAGUUUCAGAAACAAGGCUAAAAAGAGUUUAACAAGCUCCUUUGAAAACCUUCUCAGUCGGGGAAGCUUGAUGAACCCAAAGUUUAAGAAAGAGAAGAUAAAAUCCAAGAAAGGCAGAAAAAACUCGCGCGAUGAGUCAAAGGAAACAUUCCGUAAUCGAAGUUCUACCCUGGACAGUGAGGGGAGUGUUGGCCUUUCACGGGACUCCUCCAACCACAGCACCCCAGAGGAGUCCCCGAUCCCCUCCCCAGUCAACAAGGACGCUAAGGAGCAGUUCGGUUUUCCCAGCCCUACUCACUCCCCCAAGCCAGUUCAGAGGGCACGGAGCUCCACCGUUGGUUCUCUCCCUAAGACAGGUAGAACUCUGAGGAAGCACUCACUCCCAGCUGAGAAGUUACCACUGGAGAGCAGGGGAGAUGACACCAGGCGAGCUAGCACCUCCAGCAGUACAAGUCCCAUGAGGCAUAUGUUUAUGAUAGCUGGCAGUGGAGGGUGUAAAUCAGCAUCAGUCAGGAACCAGUCAUCAGGCGAUGAUGUAUCCACAGUACAUCUUACACCAGGAGGCAGGAGGGGAUCCUGGAGACAGGCCAUAUUUAACAGAGUUGUCUCCCCUGUUCAUGCCCCAGACACUCUGUCAUUAGACAUAGAUGUGGAUCCAGAGAACCCAUCAGAACCUCGCAAACUCUCCCCACAAACCAUCCGCUGUAUGUGGAAAAAAGCCAUUUUAGAAACACUACUGCUGAUUCGCAUGGAAAAGGAAAACCAGAAUUUGAGAGCUCGUCAGGAUGAGAUGCAGAUUAAGCGGUUGAAGUUAGACUACACAGAGAUCACACCGGGGAAUCUAGCGGAGGUGCUGAGGGUAUGGGACGAGAUCCUCAACUGUCCUGACCCGUCCUCCCGACCCUCCGAGGCCACCGUCCUGCUGAACUCUGUCAAGAUUGGGGUGCCUCGCACAAAGCGCGGGGAGGUGUGGCAGUACUUGGUGGAGCAGCAUCAGCAUAACAACCCCUCACUGGCUGCCCUGAACCCUACUCGUAACCAGGGUGUGGGCUAUGAGGACCUGCUCAAACAGCUGACCACACACCAGCACGCCAUCCUCAUAGACCUGGGUCGCACCUUCCCUGGCCACCCUUACUUCUCCCCUCAGCUAGGCCCGGGACAGCUCGCUCUGUUCAACCUCCUCAAGGCCUACAGUUUGCUGGACAAGGAGGUUGGCUACUGUCAAGGCCUUAGCUUUGUGGCUGGUGUCCUCCUCAUGCAUAUGGAGGAGACUGUGGCUUUUGAGACGAUGAAGUACUUAAUGUUUGAACUGGGCUUGAGGAAGCAGUAUAGACCUGAUAUGAUGGCUCUCCAGAUAAAGCUAUACCAGCUGACCCGAUUAAUCCAUGACAAUGAGAAGGACCUGUACGACCAUUUUGAGGCUAAUGAGAUCGUGCCAACGCUCUACGCAGCUCCCUGGUUCCUCACGCUGUUUGCCUCACAGUUCCCCCUGGGAUUUGUGGCCAGAGUCUUUGAUCUGAUUUUUAUCCAGGGUAUUGAUGUGAUAUUUAAAGUGGCCAUGGUUCUGCUGGGGAACCACAAAGAACUCAUCAAACAGUGUGAUUCAUUUGAGACAAUUGUAGAGUUUCUCAAGACGACUCUGCCAGAGAUGGGUAUCAUUCAGAUGGAGCGGGUCAUCAAUCAGGUAUUUGACCUGGACAUAUCCAAACAGCUGCAGGCCUAUGAGGUGGAGUAUCAUGUUCUUCAAGAAGAGAUGCUGUCAUCUCCACAGAAAGGUGAGAAUGACAUGAUUCACAAGCUGGAACAGGCUAACCGUAACCUGAAGCGACAAAACAUGGAGUUACUGGAGAAGCUCCAGCACGCUAACAGUCAGAACCACAGCCUGGAGAUUGUCGUCCAUAACUGUCAGACCAACGAAGCCAAGUUUAAGUCCCACAUCCGCACGCUGGAGAUAGAGCGGGCAGCCCUUCUCAACGCUGUCACUAAGCUACGCCAUCUCAUUCCAGAGGACGUCAUAGCUCAGGCCAACCUUAUGUUGCCCCCAAUAUCUGACACUUGGCCCACCUCCCCUGUCCAUAACUCACCCUCUAGCCACACCCACAGCAAGUCAGCCAGUCACAGAUCACCUGUGGCUGCGCGGUCACCGAGAAAAGACUCAUCAAGGAGUUCGCCACAUAGUAGUCCAAGGUCAUCUCACCAGUCAGUUAAAUAAAACCCGCCCCAUAAUUGUGAUAGAUUUGAUGUCUAACGAAUGUACAUUAUUGCUACUCCAGUCUAGCUGGCCACACAAAGCACUGCUCAGUACAUGUAGGUUUAUGGUGCUAGGUAGGCUGUAGAAUUUUAUGUCUGUUUUAUACAGUAUUAUUGUAUGGAUAACCCAAGCCCUACAGUUCCGGUGUGAAAUACCUACAUGAAGCAUGGUUAUUUUGUCUUGGUCUUGGACUUGUGAGUACUGGCUGUUUCAAUAGCAGAUAUUCCUUCACACAAUUUGUCCUUUCCAUGUACAUUAAUAUAGUAGGUGCCCUCAGUGCUUCCAUGCUAAUAGCUGUCAUUACAAGUGGAUGGUCCAUUUUCAUUACCCAGUUAAUGGGCUAUUAAACUUACAGCACAAGACAAGGUUUAUUUCCAGAUAGUGAUACUGCCUACUUUCCGUGAUACUGAGAAUAGGCUGUAGGCAUUUCCCCCUAGUUUUGAGGGAUAUGACGGCAACAUUUCAGACCAGGUGUUCCUAGAUACUUCUUAAGACACAACUCAUUGAAUACUCAUUUAGACUUCUGUUUACAUUAUCUUAUUUAUGCUGGUAUUCAUGAAACAGAUAUGAUUAUCGUUUAAUGAUGACAAGGUGGAGUUUUGAUAGUUGGACUUUAACAUCUUUCACUCGUUGUCAGUGAUUUGGUCAGGUUAAUCUUCAUUAUUGCAUUUGAGUUAUAUGGUGCAGACAAUUUGGCAAGACAACACCGGAUGGGCUAUGGCCGGUUUCCUCCCUCCACAAUGCUGGAGGCUGUCAUAUAAGUGAAAUACUCUUGAGUAUGGCGUAAAACAUGCACCAAUCAAACAAAUAACUACACAGAAGAUUAUAUGUGUCUUUUAUUGUUUCACAGCUUCAGCUUCCAUAAAAGAUAAGUAUGAAGAUCUCAGAAUCAGAGAGGUUAUUUUUUUGAACUUGGGAAACAGUGACCAGGUUUCUGUUUCACAAAGUGAACAUGUUACAUUUGCAGUUUUGACUGUGAUGGCAGCCAGAACUGAGAACAUCAGGUCAUUGUGGUUAUUGUGUGCAGUGCUACAUGGGGUUAAACUGUGUGAACAGACCUCCAUGGCAGCCAGAACUGAGAACAUCAGGUCAUUGUGGUUAUUGUGUGCAGUGCUACAUGGGGUUAAACUGUAUGAAUGGACUUCCAUGGCAGCCAGAACUGAGAACAUCAGGUCAUUGUGGUUAUUGUGUGCAGUGCUACAGGGGGUUAAACUGUGUGAAUGGACCUCCAUGGAAGCCAGAGCUGAGAAUAUCAGUUCCUGUGGUGGUUGUAUGCAAUGCUACAUGUACAUAAGAGCUAAGCCGUGUGAACAGAUAGCCAUUGAAGCCAGAACUGAGAAUAUCAGGUCAUUGUGGUUAUUGUGUGCAGUGCUACAUGGGGUUAAGCUGUGUGUACUGAUAACAACCUGGUACUUGUCACAUUUAGCCUCAGAGUUUUUAGCUAAGAAGUUAACUUUAAUGCAUCCACUUUCCAUACACAUUUUUGGCCAUAAUUAGAAGGUAAUGUUGAUAUCAUAUAAUCUUGAGUUAACAAGCUUGAUACCUUUACUCAAAGAUUCCAGCACAUAAUGAUCAACAUAUUAGAUUUCAUUUCGUUAUUUCAUCAGAUAUUGUACCAGUACUGAGAGUUUUUGCUCUCUUUGAUAUUCCCACACAGAAUACACUAUCCAUAUAUAUAUAUAUAUACAAUGUACCUCAUUUUUCUCUAGUCAAACAGUAACCAUAGUUUAACUGCAAAAGCCAUUUAUAUCCAAAUAAUAGGCCAAACAUCCUAGAAAUGUAGUUCAGCAAAACUGCUGUCUUAACUUUUAAAUUCUGUGAAUCCUGUAAAUUAGCUAUAAUUAUUUUUUCAUAAGUACUAGAUUGACCUCUGGGCAUUUACUCUCCAUGUUACAUUGUUUGCUUAAUUUGGGGCUGACAGUACUGCAUUACCACCAUUGCGUUAAAGAUGAUUGCCUGUCUACAGGGAUGUGCAUUGACAAUAGGCCUGCUCUGAACAUGGAGGUAUAUAUAUAUAUAUCUAUAUAUACCUCCAUGCUCUGAAUUACCUCACUUGUACCACGAUAACAACCGUGAAAGAUUAGUUUUUGAGGUGUAAAACUACGAGAAGUGGGAAAGCAUGCAGUAUGUAGGUGAUGUCAUGAAGGUAACAGAUAUUUUUUAGGCAAUAGAAUGUAAAUGCACGUGAUAUCAGACUUUGAGAGUCAUAGAAAUGUCAAGAUAUCGUAAGUGCAGUCCAUAUUUUUCAACUUAAGUAUAUAUAUUUCACAAAAUCGCCGAAGGUGUCAAUUGUAUUUUAACCAGAAUUUUUAGGUUUUCAAAAUUAAAACCUCUCUUACAGCUAGGUCUUCAACUAUCAUAUGUCACUUUAACUCAGAAACUUGCCAAAAACAAUUUUCUGGGAGGUCCGUACACAACACACUUUACUCCUGUAAACACACCCUUAAGCAGGAGAGUGACCUCAAGGGAGGUAAUUCGGUGAUGACAAAUUGGAGAUUUAGUGUGUGGAUAGUGAGAUGGAGUGUGUCACACCCCCUAACCAUAACUCUACUAGGAAGUAAGCCUUUGUGAGAUCUCCCAAUUUGAUGUUGAUUCAGUGUUGAUUCAUCCAGAAAUUAAUUUACAAAAACGUAUUAGGUUUAUUGACAGAAUUGUGGAUAUGGUACAGGGAGAUAUUUCAGAGGUCCGUUUCAGAGAACUGGACUAGACUGGACUGUUCAUUCGUUGGUCUAAAUAUCUGUCCAGCAUAAGUUCAGACUCAGUUCAGUCGACUUGAUAAGUUAUUUCACAGUGCUGUGUAGGACAUGUUUGGCACAGUUAUGUAUUAGUAUUGUUAUGACCAGGAAAUUGUAGAUUUGUCAGUGUUGUUAACAUAUUGACUUUUUUGCGAGUUUAAAUAUUGUAAAAAUAGGUCAUCUGUCAUUCUUGUCAUCACACACAUUACGCUUAAGAUAUUCUUUGUGGGUUACCUAAAAUAAAACGUGAUAUUUAGAAUUACAUGUGCUGGACCAGCGCUGCCAUUUCAGGCAGAUAGUUAGGAUGGGUAAAAAUAAACCAUUCUCUCAUUAUUUGUUUUAAUCAACAUUUUCAUGUCUGGACUUUGCUUACGACAUGCAGUGGUAGGAGUAUCUACACCAGUAAGAGUUUGAGGAAUAGCCAUCGUCCCAUAACACCUCUUCUCAUCAUCAUUCUUGCAACGAAGUUUUGUACACAGAGGUUUUCUGUUGUAAUCUAUGAAUGUUUUUCAGUAUUUUUAUUUGAGCUAUUGUAUUUAUAGUGAAUGGUUCACGGAAAUGUGGUGUGUGUAGCUAUGCAAAUGUGGGCAAUAGGCUUGCCAUAUAGAUUUCGGUCACACGGAUCACAUUUAAAUGCAUUCUUUUUAUUUUUAAUUUUUGUAGUCAUGGAUUAAAGAAUUUUAAGGAACAAUGCUUGGUUAUGUAUGGCAUUUACAUGUGUGCUGAUUAUUAUUUUUUUGUAUUUGUUUGAUCUCAUUUUCUUCUUUUACAAGUGACAUUAAGCCAUUUUAAACCAGCCUCUCCUAGAUGAAUGUAGGACAUCCCC
Liolophura sinensis is the source of this 7955-nucleotide messenger RNA. Its product is annotated as TBC1 domain family member 1-like. Bases 315 to 4355 code for a protein of 1346 amino acids. NCBI's taxonomy places the organism in Eukaryota, Metazoa, Mollusca, Polyplacophora, Chitonida, Chitonidae. The record is from RefSeq and is a predicted model, not a curated record. The transcript is spliced from 18 exons.